AUGCUCCACUCACAAUCAUCCAACCACCUUCCCCAUCUCCCCAACCCCUCCACCCCGUCCUCCCCCCUUCCGCCCAACAGCCAGGGCUCUCUUCUCGCGCACGCUGCUCCUCAUCUCACCACCAGGGGAGGCUCUCGACUUCAUUCUCUUCAUGCUCCACUCACAAUCAUCCAACCACCUUCCCCAUCUCCCCAACCCCUCCACCCCGUCCUCCCCCCUUCCGCCCAACAGCCAGGGCUCUCUUCUCGCGCACGCUGCUCCUCAUCUCACCACCAGGGGAGGCUCUCGACUUCAUUCUCUUCAUGCUCCACUCACAAUCAUCCAACCACCUUCCCCAUCUCCCCAACCCCUCCACCCCGUCCUCCCCCCUUCCGCCCAACAGCCAGGGCUCUCUUCUCGCGCACGCUGCUCCUCAUCUCACCACCAGGGGAAGCUCUGGACUUCAUUCUCUUCAUGCCGCCUGCUGCUGUCGUGCUCGAGAUUCAACCCUCCUCUCAUCCCUCCUCCUCCCACCGCGCUCUCUCUCACUCCCUCUCCCUCCGUCACCACACUCUCUUCUGCAAAUACCGCAACCUUCCCGGGCAGCCCGAAAAACUCCUCUGCGACAGACUCGCGUUGACCCUGCUCAUGCAGCUCCUCUCAACCGAAGUUUUCUUCAGUCCGGCGCUGCCCGGAGGCAGCCGGGCAGAACGGGCAGCCCUGCGAACAAAAUCCAUCCCAGGGUCUCUUAUCCACGGGCAGCAACAGGUGAAACUUUUCAAAAACUGGGCAGCCUGCAUCGGCAACAAGGGCAAGUGGGUUCGAAACCCGAAACCCCGCACCCUCCCUUGGGAUUACCGUGGGGUAAGCAACAUGUGCGACAGAAGAUACCUCGAAUCACACCCUACCGGCAUGGCAUAUGCAAAGUAUGCAGAUGCAUACGCAGUGAGUCCUGGUGCAACUGAGGAGGGAUGGACAGUACGGGAGGGGGUGAAGUACGAGUGGGUGGUUGGCCCCUCCACAUGCCUGGCACCUCAAGUGCCCGAGGAGAUUAAAGCCUUUGAGCGAUCGGCCAAGGCGCGACUCGAGGAGAUUCAGCGGGUGGGGCGGGGCAGGCGCAUUCUAGUGGUGGGGGACUCGAAGCAGUACCAGAUGGUGGAGUCUUUCUUGAACCUGAUGGCGUGGGAUAGGAAGAAGCCGGCAUGGGAGAUGGUGGGGUUGGAGGAUCACCCGAAGCUGUGUGUGGACGUGCUGGGAGGGGACCCCGCCAAGAUGUCCCAUGAGUUCUGCCAGUGGUACACCUUCAACUCCUCAGCGUGCCCAGGCCUAAGGGUAGACUACCUUCGCAACGAUCACAUCUCCAUCUUCGAUUCCCGAGGCCCCAAUUUCGAUCGCAUGCCAUGGGCUCAGCCGGGCGUCGCUGACAUCCCCUCUGCAGACGUCGUCGUUUUGAAUAGAGGCCAGCACUGGACCCCCACGCCGCUCUUCGUCUCGGGCGUACAAAACGCGUUGCGCUUCGUGAGGUACAAUUUCCCGGGCUCGGCAUCCCGGCAGCAGUUUGCCUCGGUGCCGGACCUGGAGGCAGCCAUGUACACCGAAGCUGCGAACUGGCCAUGCGUGCGGCUGUUAUCAACUGAAGGGCCUAUUGGGUGCGGAAACCCUGGCAGGGAAAUCGUAUCCGCCCCGAUUCAGGCCAUCUCCUCGCCCUCCGAGCUUUCUCUCCUCCACUCCCCUCGAGCACUCGUGGUGUCGCCAGCAGUGCUGCACCGCGUGCUCUCACUAAUAUCCAAGGAUCCAAUCCUUGUCAGCAACGUGGCAGGGAUCAUGGUAGAGUCUGCUAACCAGUCAUCUGUUCCUGCCCUCUCCCCCUCGUCCCCCUUCCCCCAGUCCCCCUUCGCCACCUACCCCAACACCUCAUACCCCUGGAACCCCGUCGGCUCAUCUCUUGAUCGCUUGCCAUUCCAGCUCCCGGUCUCCCUCCUCUCGGAUCAAGCUACAGCUGAUAUACGCCUUAAAGCAGAGGCCAACAGUCGACGGGACUUCCGCUACCCGCUUUACAUGGCUGAAUUCGAUGCCAUCAUGACCACCACGCGAAUAGGAGCAACCACAUCCCAAGCCUGUCUCGACAACCUUUCCUGCCUCCCCCUCGGAGGCUACAGUGUGAUGGCAUCUCUACCUCCCAUAGACGUUGCAAGCAAGGAACCUUCCAGGAAGCCGCUGGUGAUCGCCAUGGCUCAGAUGGAUGCUGCCUCGCUCUUCCGUGACGCUGCUGUUGGGGCGGAGUCCCCUAUUUCCGUGAGUUAA
Molecule: messenger RNA, 2283 nt
Organism: Closterium sp. Yama58-4
Lineage: Eukaryota; Viridiplantae; Streptophyta; Zygnematophyceae; Desmidiales; Closteriaceae
Source: the annotation of a GenBank genome assembly